GGCGAGGACUGAUGACGCAGUGUUAGACGGGCCGGGAGGGAAGAAAGACGUCUGUGCCAGGUGCUCCGAACAGUGGUGGUGCAGCAGUAGCAGUUAACAGUCAUGCGCUGGUUCUUGGUGGCGGUGUUGGCAGCGGUGUGUGUGGUGGUGUUGGGACGUCCGCCGCGGAGAUCAGAGGCAGAACACGACCCAAAAGAUGUCACAGGCUGUCAACCCAGCGACUCGUCCCAGGCGAAGAGGCAGGUCACUGACAGUUACCCGCCCACCACCUCUCUCUCCUCCGAGCACCUCGCCACACAACACACCACACAGUCAGCCCUAGAACCUCCACUCAACCCACAGCCCCAGGUCAACUCAGAAUCAUGGACCACACUAGAAUCAAAUGCCACAGAAGAGCCGCAUUUCUCACCAGAAUCACAGCUUGUAACAGAAUCCUCCUCUACGAUCCUACUUGAAGUAUCUCCUGGUGGUGAUGCAGUGGCGGACAAGUCUCCUGUCGAGGGUGCAGACGACGCUUCUUCAGCAGCGGUUGACGACACCGAGGUAGAGCCCUCACCUCAAGAAGGCUCUCCCGCCCAAGAGGACCCUCCUGCAGAGGACAAAUCUCCAGUCUUGAAUCACGUCACGACUAAAGAUGGCACCCAGCAACAAGACGAUCCUCAGACAAAGAGUGAAGACCAAUCUGGUGUUAAAACUAACGAAGCUCAAAUGAAACAUGCAUCUGAAGACGAACUUGAGACGCUGAAGAGUGAAGGUAGACCCACUUCCAAGGUCUCAGUGGUAAGGAACGUUGAGGGAGAUACUGAUCAAGAACCAUUCGCCGAUCUGAAGCCAUUCUUGAGUGGUAGUGGAGUAGGAUCUAAGGAGAAAAGGAAGAAAGGGAAUGAUGCAAAAUCUGAACUAAGGGUGGAAUCUCAGUAUGACACGAAACUUGAGUCUGAAUUCCAAUCUGAGGCAAACCUGGAAGUUGCGGGAGAAAUAAAAACGAAAGUUCUUCAUGCCGAGGAAGAACUACAGCACCAAGAACCGCAACACGAAGAUUCGCAACACAAAGAAUCACAACACGAAGAAUCGCAACACAAAGAAUCGCAACACGAAGAAUCCCAACACGAAGAAUCACAACACGAAGAUUCCCAACACGAAGAAUCCCAACAUGAAGAAUCCCAACACGAAGAAUCCCAACAUGAAGAAUCCCAACACGAAGAAUCCCAACACGAAGAAUCCCAACACGAAGAAUCCCAACACAAAGAAUCCCAACACGAAGAAUCGCAACACAAAGAAUCCCAAUACGAAGAAUCGCAACACAAAGAAUCCGAACACGAAGAAUCGCAACACAAAGAAUCCCAACACGAAGAAUCGCAACAUGAAGAAUCGCAACACGAAGAAUCGAACCACGAAGAUCUGUUAGAAGCUGACGAAGAACCAUUUGAUCAAAAUGAAACUAAAGAAGAUAAUGAAAGUUCCGAGGCUGAAGAAAGGACAGCGAAGAGUAUUCGCAACGAAGAGACUGGUAGAAAAUUCAGGUCGGAUUACAAAGUGGCUAACGAGUCAAAGGAUGAAAUGAGAUUAACGAAUAAAGCUGAAUCUAAUCCAAAACGUGAAGAUCAAUCUGGAAUUGAAACUGAUGCAGUACCUGGAGGUGAAUAUCACGCAGAACAUGAAGCAGAACUUCACGCAGAACAUGAGGCAGAUGGUCAUGUAGAACAUGAAGCAGAACUUCACGCAGAACAUGAAGCAGAACUUCACGCAGAACAUGAGGCAGAGGGUCAUGUAGAACAUGAAGCAGAACUUCACGCAGAACAUGAGGCAGAGGGUCAUGUAGAACAUGAAGCAGAACUUCACGCAGAACAUGAAGCAGAACUUCACGCAGAACAUGAGGCAGAGGGUCAUGUAGAACAUGAAGCAGAACUUCACGCAGAACAUGAUGCAGAGGGUCAUGCAGAACAUGAGGCAGAGGGUCAUGCAGAACAUGAGGCAGAGGGUCAUGCAGAACAUGAAGCAGAACUUCACGCAGAACAUGAUGCAGAGGGUCAUGCAGAACAUGAGGCAGAGGGUCAUGCAGAACAUGAGGCAGAGGGUCAUGCAGAACAUGAGGCAGAGGGUCAUGCAGAACAUGAGGUAGAGGGUCAUGCAGAACAUGAAGCAGAACUUCACGCAGAACAUGAGGCAGAGGGUCAUGCAGAACAUGAGGCAGAGGGUCAUGCAGAACAUGAGGCAGAGGGUCAUGCAGAACAUGAAGCAGAGGGUCAUGCAGAACAUGAGGCAGAGGGUCAUGCAGAACAUGAAGCAGAGGGUCAUGCAGAACAUGAGGCAGAGGGUCAUGCAGAACAUGAAGCAGAAUUUAAUAUAGAACCUGAAGCAGAACUUCAUACUGAACAUGAAGCAGAACUUCAUACUGAACAUGAAGCAGAACUUCAUACAGAACAUGAAGCAGAACUUAAUGUAGAACCUGAAGCAGAACUUCAUCCAGAACAUGAAGCAGAACAGGAAACAGAACUUCAUACUGAACAUGAAGCAGAACUUCAUGUAGAACAUGAAGCAGAACUUCAUACUGAACCUGAAGCAGAACUUCAUGUAGAACCUGAAGCAGAACUUCAUCCAGAACAUGAAGCAGAACAUGAAACAGAACUUCAUACUGAACAUGAAGCAGAACUUCAUGUAGAACAUGAAGCAGAACUUCAUGCAGAACAUGAAGCAGAACUUCAUACAGAACAUGAAGCAGAACUUCAUACAGAACAUGAAGCAGAACUUCAUACAGAACAUGAAGCAGAACUUCAUGCAGAACAUGAAACAGAACAUGAAGCAGAACUUCAUGCAGAACAUGAAACAGAACUUCAUACAGAACAUGAAGCAGAACUUAAUUCAGAACCUGAAGCAGAACUUCAUACAGAACAUGAAGCAGAACUUAAUUCAGAACAUGAAGCAGAACUUCAUACAGAACAUAAAGCAGAACUUCAUGCAGAACAUGAAGCAGAACUUAAUUCAGAACAUGAAGCAGAACUUCAUACUGAACAUGAAGAACGUCAUGCAGACCCUGAAGCAGAACUUCAUGCAGACUCUGAAGCAGAACUUCAUGCAGACUCUGAAGCAGAACUUCAUGCAGACUCUGAAGCAGAACUUCAUGCAGAACUGCAAGUUCAGUCCUACCCAGAACUGGAAGCUGACCACGAAACUGAAUCCCAUAAUGAAUCUGGAGUCUCAUCUGAUUUAGAUCCGGAAAAUGGACCCGACAUUAAGCCUGAAACUAAUCCCGAGGCAGAACUUGAGGUUGAACUUGACGAACGUAACGCCAAUGUUCUAGCAGCAUCUGGUGCUGAAUAUCACAUAGAACCACAAGCUCAUACACACGAAGUACUUGAAUCCGAACCUAAGAUAGAACUUGAAGUCAAGCCUCAUUCAGAGCUUGAAGAAUUAUCUGAACUUAAUCCUUAUUUAGAAUCUGAAAAACUUCCUGAAACCAAUCUUUCGGAACCCGGAGCACCACAUGAAACCAGCCAUACAGAACUUGAAUCACCUCCUGAAGCCAGCCAUUCAGAAUCUGAAGCUCUACCUGAAGCCAGCCAUCUAAAGCUUGAAGCACUUCCCGAAGACCAUGACAGACUUUCUGAAGCUAGACAUUCAGACAUUGAAGCACUACCUGAAGCCAGCUCUUCAGAACGUGAAGUAUUACGUAAAGUCAACCAUUCAGAACGUGAGGCCAGCCAUUCAGAACAUGAAACACAACCUGAAGCCAACCAUUCUGAGCCUGAAAUCAGCCAUUCGGAGCAUGAAUCACUUCAUGAAACCAACCAUUCAGAACCUAAAGCACUACUUGAAACCAAUCACUCAGAACUCGAAGAACUAUCUGAAACCAACCAUUCAGAUCCUGAAAUACUACCUGACGCCUUCCAUUCAGAAAUUGAAGCAGUACCAGAAGAAACAUCUGAAGCCCAUUCUUAUACAGAACCUGGACUCGAAAAUCAUUCAGAAUCUGAGGGAGAAUUACAAACUGAAAGAGACGCCAUUGUCGAAACCGAAUCGUACUCAACACAUGAACCAAUUCCUGAGUCAAAUCCAAAAGACGAUACUGAAACCACGCAAGUGGACGAAUCUGAAACAGAAACUGAAGCCAAGGUUGAGAACGAAGCUGAUGACGGUCCAGAAAAACAGGCGGGAGGCGAAGCCUCGUCAGAAGAGCAGGAUGAUCAAGUCACUAGCGACAGCGAACUCGUUGAGGUAAAAGUCAAAUCUAAAUAUCGGAAUGGCCGAGGAGACGACAUAGUUGAAGGGGAUCUGGACAGUAUUUACUUACACGAUAUUUUCGAGGCAGAGAAUAAAUGUAACGAUACCAUAGAGGAUAUAACGGAUGAAGAGGAAAACCAUGUCACUAGCACCAUAUUAGAAAGCCUCCCAAACGGAUCCCAGGAAGAGGACGACGGUGCUGAGUCUGAUUUGUCAGAGGUGGAGAACAGCAAUGCCUCUGCCACCGCUGCCGAGCAUGUCCACGAAGCUGACCAGAAACCUUGCAAAUGUAAGGAAUCGCUUGAAGAUCAUGGGAUGCAAGGUGAUGCAAAUGAUGUGUCAAAUCAUGAUGAUUCGCAUGGUAACACUUUGCAUGAAACUCAUUUGGAGGAAAAUAAUCACUCAAGUAACGAUGGCGACGAAAGCCACAGUGAUUUACACAGUGAAAGUCCUCCACAAGAUCAUGAAAAGAGUGGUAAAGCGUUACAUUCACACUCUACUAAACAAACCAUUCACAACACUGUACCGUCUGAGGAAAAAGGUAAAAGCCCAAAUUCUAGUGAAAGAGAAAACGAAGAGGACACGUCUCUGGGAGCAAUCGAGGACGACACGUCUCUGGAAGUGGUCGAGGACCACACGUCGCUGGAAGUGGUCGAGGACGACACGUCUCUGGCAGUGGUCGAGGAAGACACGUCACUGGACGAUGAUUUUCAGGAAGUGAGGAAAGAAAAACACAUAGAUUUAGACGAAGAAGAUAUAAUAGCUGGAAAUACAUUAGAGGAAAGCAAUAAAAUGGAUAAUGAAAGCGUAGAUGAUAAUCCUGACAAUCGCGACUUUUCUGUCGAUCAUGAAUCUAAUGUUGAUCACGAGUCGUCUGAAGUUCACGAAUCUCCUGCUGAGCACCAAUCUAAUAUUGAUCACGAAUCUUCUAUCGAACACAAAUCUAAUGUUGAUCACGAUUCUGUAGACCACGGAUCUGCAGAACACGAGCCUAAUGUUAAUCACGAUUCUGUAGACCACGAAUCUUCUGAGGAACACGAACCUAAUGUUGAUCACGAGUCUGUAGACCACGGAUCUUCUGCAGAACACGAACCCAAUGUUGAUCACGCAUCAACAAUGGAACCAGAAGUUAUUUUUGAGGAUAAAUCACACGUCGAUGUUUCAGAAGAAAAUUCAGAGGGUGUCACGACGCAGACUGAUGUCGAACUUGAGAAAGCAGGUCAUGGAUCAGACCAUAAAGUGGGUGCUGAUCCAGGGUCAGACGUGGAUGGUCCUGUGGAGGAUCAACCUGACGGUCUGGGAAAACAGGAGACCAUCGACGUGGCACAUAAUACCGAAACUGAAGAUGAUUUUCAUCUCGACGAUCACUCGCGUGUUGAACAUGAGGCGGAAAUCAUCGUAGAGAAUUUUGACUACAACGGCCACAAGAAACUGGAGAGCGCGGGAGGAGAGUUUUCAGAGCAGGAAACGGAGUCCAAAUUAGAACAACAGCCUACUCUAACAACAGCAGUGAAGUCCGACAGUGAAGAACAAAUUGAAACAACAGAUUUCGAGCUUAAUGGGAAACUAGAAAGAGGACGAAAGGCAAAAUUAAUCAAACAGUCAAAAUCAAAAGUGGGAUUAACUUCACCAAAAAUUGAAUCAGAGCUUGACGAUAACAUAAACCCAGAGCUUGAACGUGUAUCAGACCCAACGUCUGGUCAUGAUGCAAUUCUUGAAUCAACUUCUAAACCCGAACUACAGACUGAGCCUCAAGUCGAGUCAGAGUCUCAAUUCAAAGUUAAACCCGAAUCUGAACCAGACUCUCAAGGUGAAGUUGAACCCGACACUGGAAAUGAAACAUUAUCAGUGAAAUCUGAAGACGAACCCAAAAACACAGCAACUAUCGAACUUGAGCCUAAACCAAAAUAUAAGUCUCAAAACAAAGCAAAAACCAAAAAAGUCUCAGCGGCUGAACCUGUCGAAGAACAAAAAGACGACUAUGAACCACAAAGACAACCGGAACGUAAUACCAAAUUAAUGGACGAAUCACACACAAAACCAGAAAUUAAUACUGAAGUAGAACCCGAAUCAGAAGAUGAGCGUGAACUAGAUUAUAAACAUGAACCAGAAUCAGAGCCUAAGCAUGCAGUACCAGCUUCUGUAUUUGAAGCAAAUAACGAAUCUAAACUUGAAACAAUACCAGAGUCAGAACCUGAAACGAAAACCGUUUCCCAUUCAGAAGUAGAAGCAAAUUCUAAUUCAGAAGGAGACACCGAGUUACAGUCUACAGCAGUCUUGAACACUGAAGAAAAACAAGAACUAGAAUCUGAAACUGAAACAGAGUCUGAGCCAGAACGGAACGACAGCCAAAGCACUGAAAGUAAUACAAAAUCUUUCCAAGAAUGGGAAACGGCUGGAGCAUCGCAACUCGAAGAAAAGUUGAGCCACAUGGAGGUAGGGUCCUGGUUAUCUGCAUACGCAUCUGGGGAACAAGAUGCCGCCCAGACUAACCACUCUAUUCUGGAAGAUGCUAGGGCUGAACUAGCUCCUGGCGAGGGCACAACAGAAACAAUAUCGGACCAAGAAUCCAAAGAAAAGAUAACUUUGCGGGAUCUCGUCCUGACAACAAUGUCGGGCGUCUCCAUCAACAACAACCGCGAAAGUCACAUCACCGCGGAGGCUCCGAAGGGGAGAUCGAAAAGAGCUUCGAUAUCAAUCAACAACAUCGACGUACCAGAUGUUUUGGAACUAGAGGACGAAGGAAGUGGUGCGGGUAGUAUUGAAGACGAGGACAAUGGCGCCGAAGAUGAAGAAGCAGGCAGCGAAGAACUCUGGAACAACAAUAUUGGUGUUGAUGCCUUUGUAAACCCAGAACAGACUGAUGAAGAAUUUUCAAAACUUCUUAAGAGUCUCUUGGUCGAUUAGAUAUUAAGAUAUAUAUAGAUAAACAC
This is a messenger RNA of Procambarus clarkii (red swamp crayfish), 7154 nucleotides long. Its product is annotated as uro-adherence factor A. The record is from RefSeq and is a predicted model, not a curated record. NCBI's taxonomy places the organism in Eukaryota, Metazoa, Arthropoda, Malacostraca, Decapoda, Cambaridae.